CAAUGCUACUAGCACCCAGAUGUGACCUAUCUGUUAACCCUAAAUCCAGUCCCUCUGUUCUCAGAGGUGACAGGCCACACUGCUGGCUGGCCACCCACAUGCAAUGCAAACAUUCCCACUUCUUCCCCUGCCAUCCCAUCUGCUGGAUGCAGUUAAAUAUUCACCAGGUUCCUGUGCGGCAUCUCAGCAGUGUUCCCUAUGACUCUCUUGAGCGGACUCAGCCCUCAUGCACUAGGCUGACUGCAUGCACCACUCUGGAAGAUGAAUCUUGACCCCCACAACACUGCUGAGAAGUUUGCUGGAAGCCUUUCCAUGCAUUCACCAACACAGGGCAGGGAUCUGAGCUGAUUAGGACCAACUCCUCCUUCCCUGCAUGUGCAGCCUUGUGUGUGUUCACAAACAGAAGCAUCUCUCAAAGGGCAGGUGAUUUCCUUAUUCCUCUUUGCUUCUCCAGACAUCUCCCAUCAGGAGCUUCAGGGAAGCCACAACCUCUUUGUGCAGAAAGGAGCACUUUGCCCCUCAGGAUGGUGCUGAGGCUCUGCUGCUUCACCACACCUCCUUGGAGCUGUGCCUGCUGAGUGCCAGGAUCACAGAGUGCUCCCAACACGUGUCGUCCUCCCCCCAGCCAUGUGGGCACCCGCCUAUGAUUGACACCCGAAUGUCACCUGGUGGCAGGGUAUAUCUAGAGGAGACAGGACAUCUUCAGACACUUUCUACACAGGCUGGAGGACUGGAGUUGAAUGAUUUUCAAGAGGAGCCCUUGGCACUCCAGAGGAAUCUGAGAGAGGCACGUGCCUGGCACACACAGCAGCCCAGAAAUGAGUGAGAACCCAACCACCAACCUCAACACUGGAGAUGCUCCAACUGGUCCCACCACACCACGCAAGGGGCCUCCCAAGUUCAAGCAGAGACAGACAAGGCAAUUCAAGAGUAAGCCACCUAAAAAAGGAGUAAAAGGGUUUGGAGACGACAUCCCAGGCAUGGAGGGACUUGGCACAGAUAUCACAGUGAUUUGCCCAUGGGAAGCUUUCAGCCAUCUGGAACUGCACGAGCUGGCCCAGUUUGGGAUCAUCUAAGGUGCCAGUAUCUCUAAUGGUGUCACCUGGUGAAUCCACCAAUCCCAGCAGGUCUUCAUCACCUUUGAAACUUAUUUUUGGCCCUUACAUUCACUUAUUCACGGACAGAGGGAUUUUGUAAGAGCUAGUUAUGAGAAAGUCCUUUGCAGAUUAAUUUGGCAAAGAAGUUAUUCGGAUCCCUGAAAAGACCUCAUGCUCCAUGUGAUGAAACUACUCAAAAAUGUCUUAAUGCCCCCCUGUACCAUAAUCUGUUUUCUCCCACUGUUGUAGCUCUUUAUGUUUAUGGAGAUACAGGGAGGCUGUAUUUGAACUUUUCCCCUAUCAGCUGAGAUACUGUGUGCAUGGGUGUGCAUGUAUAUCCAGACCUAUUUAUAUCAAGCCUGUUCUGUUUGUUUCCUUCCCUCCCUGAAAGUUUUCUAUGUAGAAUUUACCUGGCUAUAUCCCCAUGUUAUCUGGGCCACCAAUUAUUUGCUGAGAGUAUAUUUGUAGAGGACAGAAGUAGAGUCCCCAGUCCGAUUAUUAGGCUAUUUUUCCAUAGGAAAACCUUCCCCAGGGGUUCAUUAUAAGGAAUUGGCUGCUAAGAUUUACCUCAUGAGCAAAGGGAAAUGUAGAUGUCUCUGCUGUACUGCCUACAGUUAUAAGCCAUUCCGUCCGAAUA
Messenger RNA from Neopsephotus bourkii (Bourke's parrot), 1734 nucleotides. RefSeq names its product phosphodiesterase 6H (gene PDE6H). The record is from RefSeq and is a predicted model, not a curated record. NCBI's taxonomy places the organism in Eukaryota, Metazoa, Chordata, Aves, Psittaciformes, Psittacidae. Gene Ontology annotation, biological process: visual perception; positive regulation of G protein-coupled receptor signaling pathway; positive regulation of epidermal growth factor receptor signaling pathway. The transcript is spliced from 4 exons. Gene Ontology annotation, molecular function: 3',5'-cyclic-nucleotide phosphodiesterase activity; cGMP binding. Gene Ontology annotation, cellular component: photoreceptor outer segment membrane. The coding region runs from base 819 to 1076 and encodes 85 amino acids.